This is a messenger RNA of Thamnophis elegans (Western terrestrial garter snake), 2601 nucleotides long. RefSeq names its product sarcalumenin (gene SRL). Gene Ontology annotation, molecular function: GTP binding. The transcript is spliced from 7 exons. Bases 189 to 2426 code for a protein of 745 amino acids. Lineage: Eukaryota; Metazoa; Chordata; Lepidosauria; Squamata; Natricidae. The record is from RefSeq and is a predicted model, not a curated record.
UUAGUGGCUGCCUCUGAGUGGGGACUGACGGAGGUUGGUGAAGAGGCCGGCUGGGGAGGGGCCUCCAGUAGUCCAGCACCGGCACCAUCGCCUGCGUGGGCCCUGCGGCCAAGCGGCCACCUGCUUCUCCGGAGCCUUCCCUGGUAUAAAUAGCGCGGAGGAAGGGGAGAAGGCUCCUGGCAGCCAGCAUGGCAGCGCUGAGGCUCUUCUGUUUCUGCCUGGCACCAGUUGUGCUCUUCAGGGCGGCAGAACUGCAAGUUUCUGCCCUGGAGGGCGCAGAAGACUUUGCCAACUUGGCUGAGGGUGGCUUCUUGCCGGGAGACCCAAGUCUAGUGAAGAAGCAGAGGCUGCUCAAUGGAAUCCCUCUCCCGUUCUCAGGCAGCCAGGAGGAGCCUCGGGGUGAGGGAUCCACCAAUGCAGGCCCCAACGUGGACAGCGCAGAAAGGGGCCCCUUGGAGGAGGACGGAGCACGCGCGGCUGAGCGAGGGGAGGUCCCUGGCCAAGAAGAGGGGACGGCUGGUCACGAAGGAGGCGGAAGCAGCUCGGGGGAGCCGGAGGAGGUUUCCGCACGAAGGGUGGACGGGUCUCGGGGUGAAGAAAAGGCUCCACUAAAGACGGAGAGUCCUUUUGAGGAAGAGGCCCACGGUCUUCUCCCAGGACGAAACCAAGAGGCGUCUCAGGAUCCUCUCCGCCCUUUGGGGGCACAGCUGGAUGAUAACCUCACCGAUUCCCCUGAGGUGGAUGAAACUCUGGAAGGGCACUUGGGCAACCCUUCGCCAAGAGAGGAACCCAGGGAGACGCUCAGGGCUGUCCUGCGGGAUUUGCGUGAACCGGGAGAGCCGGAGGAGGCAGCAAGUGCCCACCCAGCAGAGGAAGGAGCUACGGAGGACCUGGCAGGGAGUCCAGAAGAGCCGGAUGGCAGAGGAAGAGCUGCAGUGGAUGAAGCCGGAGCUGCCACCCAGCUUCCCAUGGAAGGACGGGGCUUUGGCCAGGGGCAGCCAAAUGGCAGUGGGGCAGAAGGCGCAGCAGCUUCUGAAGGGAAGGUUCCUCCUCCGGCAGAGAGAAAGUGGCCCAGAGCGGAGGAGCUGGAGAACGCGCAGAGGGACCGGUCCCACAUUGAGAGCACCCUGAAGCUGAAGGAAGAGAAACCCGCAGAAGACUACUCAGCCAUCCUACAGCGGCUGAGGAAAAUCUACCACUCCUCCAUCAAGCCCUUGGAGCACUCCUACAAGUACAAUGAGCUUCGGCAGCAUGAAAUUACGGACGGAGAGAUUACUUCCAAGCCGAUGGUGCUCUUCUUGGGACCCUGGAGCGUUGGCAAGUCCACCAUGAUCAACUACCUUCUGGGGCUGGACGCCACGCCACAUCAGCUCUACACAGGGGCUGAACCCACCACCUCCGAGUUCACCGUCAUAAUGCAUGGUGCUAAAGUCAAGACCAUCGAAGGCAUUGUCAUGGCUGCAGACAGCGCCCGCUCGUUCUCCCCCCUCGAGAAGUUUGGGCAGAACUUUCUGGAGAAGCUGAUCGGAAUCGAGAUCCCUCAUAAGCUCUUGGAGAGGGUCACCUUUGUGGACACCCCCGGUAUCAUUGAAAACCGGAAGCAGCAGGAGCGAGGCUACCCGUUCAAUGACGUCUGCCAAUGGUUCAUCGAUCGAGCCGAUCUCAUCUUCGUGGUAUUUGACCCGACCAAACUGGACGUGGGGCUGGAACUGGAGAUGCUUUUCCGCCAGCUGAAGGGCCGGGAGUCCCAGAUCAGGAUCAUCCUGAACAAGGCGGACAGCCUGGCUACUCAAGAGCUCAUGCGGGUGUACGGCGCCUUGUUCUGGAGCCUGGCCCCCCUCAUUAACGUUACUGAGCCCCCCCGGGUUUACGUCAGCUCCUUUUGGCCCAUGGAGUACCAAGCCGAAACCCACCGCGACCUCUUCUCCAAGGAGGAGAUCUCCCUUCUGGAAGACCUCAACCAGGUGAUUGAGAACCGGCUGGAAAACAAGAUCGCCUUCAUCCGCCAACACGCCAUCCGGGUUCGCAUCCACGCACUCCUGGUCGAUCGCUACUUGCAGACCUACAAGGACAAAAUGACCUUCUUCAGCGACGGGGAGCUGGUCUUCAGGGACAUCGUGGAGGAUCCAGACAAGUUCUUCAUCUUCAAGUCCAUCCUGGCCAAGACCAACGUCAGCAAGUUCGACCUGCCCAACCGCGAGGCCUACAAGGACUUCUUUGGGGUGAACCCCAUCCACAGCUUCAAGCUGCUCGCACAGCAGUGCUCCUACAUGGGGGGCUGCUUCCUGGAGAAGAUCGAGAGGGCCAUCACCCACGAGCUGCCUGACCUGCUCGGGAGCAUCGGCCUGGGGAAGAAGGCCGGCCCCCUCUCCUGCGACACAACCGGCUGCGGGGAAACCCCAAAGAACCGCUACAAGAAGCACUAAGAGGCCGCCAGCGUGUGACCCUCCUGCGCCCCGGCUGAUGAAUGAGCUUAUGUCUUAUCUGUCCAAGAAGCUCUGUUGGCCCCCCUCUGGGGGCCGCAGAGCGAGCGGCUGGGAUCCCAAUGGCAGGGAAGUUGGGUGGGCCUGGUAAAGAGAAUAAAGCACUGUGAAUACCCGU